AUGGCCUGGGCCAGGGAGAGGUUGAAAAUGUUAGUAAAAGGCAUCAGUCAGCUGUACUGCACAGGCCCUGAGCACUCAGCUAGGAAUGCCAUCAGGGCCAGUAGCUUUAUAUGCCUUCACCCUGCUCAGGAUGGAGCACACAUCACUGGUGGAGAGUGUGAGCAGCAGGUCGACAGUCACAGUUUCUGUAAAGAGUGUCUUCAACAGUUCUGGAGAACCAAGGAAACUCAGGAGUGUCCUGUCUGCAGGAGAUUGUCAAAUCAUGAUCCUCCAGUAAAUCUUGUGUUAAAAAACUUGUGCGAGUCGUUCCUGAAGGAGAGAAAGGAAGAGCUCAAUACAGCGCUGAAGUCUUUACAAGAGAAACUUAAGCACAAUGAAAACAUUAAAGAAGAGUUCAAGAAAACCGUUCAACACAUGAGGUCUCAAGCUGAGUACACAGAGCGUCAGAUUAAACAGCAGUUUGAGAAGCUUCAUCAGUUUCUCAGAGAUGAAGAAGAAGCCACAAUUACUGCACUGAGGGAGGAAGAGGAGCAGAAGAAGCAGAUGAUGAAGGAGAAGCUGGAGGAGAUGAACAGACACAUCUCAGCUCUUUCACACACAAUCAAAGACACAGAGGAGAUGAUGAAAGACAAUGAUGUCUGCUUUCUAAAGAAGUUUCCAGUCUCAAUGGAAAGAGUCCAGAUCUCACAGCCGGAUCCACAGACACCUUCUGGAGCUUUGAUUCAUGUGCCACGUUACUUGGGCAACCUGCCCUUCAGAGUCUGGAAGAAGAUGCAGGACAUCGUCCAAAACACUCCUGUGAUUCUGGAUCCAAACACUGCAAAUCAAUUUCUCGUCCUGUCUGAUGAUCUGACAAGUGUGAGAUACAGUGAGGACAAUCAACCACUUCCUGAUAAUCCAGAGAGAUUUGACAGCUAUCCAUGUGUUCUGGGUUCAGAGGGCUUUAACUCAGGAAAACACUGCUGGGAUGUGGAGGUUAAAGAGAGUCGAUACUGGAGUCUUGGAGUAACUACAGCAUCAACACAAAGGAAGGGAUGGAAAUUCCUUUACACUGAUGUCUGGAGUGUGUGGUAUGAUCCAUUUCAGAUUGUCUCAGUAUUUCAACCCAACACUACUUUUCCUGUUAAACAGAAGCUUGAGCGUGUGAGAGUGUAUCUGGACUAUGACGGAGGAACAGUGUCAUUCUCUGAUCCUGUAACUAACACACACCUACACACAUUCACAACCUCCUUCACUGACACUGUCUUUCCAUUCUUUGGUAGUAUUUUCCAUCUGCGGAUCUUACCGCUCAUUAGUCAGUAAUUGUUACAGCUGUAUUCAUGCUUCAAUAUUUAAUCCAUAACACAUGAGUAAGAGUGCUGUUGAUCUGAAUAUCAGUACAGCUGUGAUUGGGCCACAGCUGAUCACAUGACUGAUAUCCAGCUCUACAGACGCAUACGGCUGUUAUACAACAGAUCAAUGAACAAUAAAUAAUAAAAAUGAUUUAGUAAGAUUAAUCAAACUGUAAAAUGAUUAUGAGUUUAUAAGAUCCAUCAUUGUCUGCUGAGGUGAAGUUAGUAUUAAGACGCUUAAUUGUAGACACAAUAUA
This is a messenger RNA of Sinocyclocheilus grahami, 1588 nucleotides long. Its product is annotated as nuclear factor 7, brain-like. The record is from RefSeq and is a predicted model, not a curated record. Bases 1 to 1302 code for a protein of 433 amino acids. The transcript is spliced from 7 exons. Gene Ontology annotation, molecular function: protein binding. Lineage: Eukaryota; Metazoa; Chordata; Actinopteri; Cypriniformes; Cyprinidae.